AGUUUGUUCGAACGCAGCUUCUACAGCAGAAGCCGAAUGUAUUUAAGUUUAGUGUUACUUUUUUUCGCUAAUUUAAAUAAAAAUAUAGACUUUUCUUCGUUUUAAAAUGGCUAAGCCAGGAACAGACUCGGAAUCCGAUAAAGAAAAGAAAAAAGAAAGAGGAAGGGAAAAGAAAAAACGUUCAGGUUCAGGAAGUAGCAGUAGUAGCAGAAGCAGUUCUUCAGACAGUAGUUCUUCCAGUUCCAUAUCUUCUAGUUCGUCGAGCUCUGUUUCUAGCUCUCCAUCUAGUAGUUCUUCAUCUGACUCUUCAUCGUCAAGCAGUGACAAUAAUAGAACCAGGUCAAGAAAAAGGUCUAGCUCUACUGCUAAACCUGCAGCCAAAGGAAGAGAUCUAAAAGAUAAAGAAAAAGAUAAAGAUAAGGACAAGAAGGAAUCAAAAGAUAAGGAUAAAGAAAAAGAUAGAGUAGAUUCCAAAAAAGAUGAAAAAGAAAAGAAGGGAUUAACCCCAACCAAAGAAAGAGAUAAAGAUAAGGAGAGGGAUAGAAAUCAUGUCCGUAACAGAUCUAGGUCAAGGUCACCAAGGAAACGCCGUCGUCGUUCUCCAACUCCUCGCCCCACAAAAAUCCAUAUUGGUCGUCUCACCAGAACUGUCAAUAAAGAGCAUAUUCUAGAAAUAUUUGGAACAUAUGGCAGUAUUAAACAUGUGGAAUUUCCAAAAGAUCAUAACCAUCCACAUUUGGGCGCUUAUAUUGUUAUGUUGAGUAUUCUACUGCUGAUGAGGCAGAAAAUGCAAUGAAGCAUAUGGAUGGCGGUCAAAUCGAUGGACAGGAAAUAACAGCAGCCCCUGUGUUGAUCCCAAAACCAAGGCCCAUGCCUCCAAGGAGAUCACCUCUUCCUCCAAUUAGAAGAGGACCUAUACAUAGGAGAACACCCCCUAGGUUUAGAAGAAGAAUAUCUCCUAGACCUAUAAGAAGAUCGUCCCCUAGGCGUAGACAACAUUCUAGAAGUCCACCACCUAGAAGAAGGAAACACUCUAGAUCUAGCUCAAGUAGUUCUUAAUUACAGCUUCUUAAAUCAGAAUUUAACUUUUGCAUCUAUGUAACUUGAAUAAUAAGACAUUUUCAAUGUAAAAACGAGUUUUAUUAAAUGAACUAAAUCU
This is a messenger RNA of Diabrotica balteata, 1159 nucleotides long. The record is from the annotation of a GenBank genome assembly. NCBI's taxonomy places the organism in Eukaryota, Metazoa, Arthropoda, Insecta, Coleoptera, Chrysomelidae.